AUGGGUAGCCCCAUAUCAGGAACAUUAUGUGAAUUGGUGGUCAGGCGCCUCGAACAACAAAUCUUACCUGACUUUAACGAUGACAUUAUAUUAUACGCUAGAUACGUGGAUGACGUAUUCAUUGUUUGGAAGAAAAAACCAGACUUGGCGGCAUUCACUGAAACUUUCAAUAGUAACGCUUAUGGCCUCUCGUUGAGGGCUGAACAGCAGAGCUCCACCAACGUGCAUUUUCUUGAUAUUGACAUUAGCUUGCAACAGGGUCGAAUAACAACUAAAGUAUACCAUAAGAGCUCGUAUGCGCCUCUUUUUAUACAUGCUCAAUCACAUGAUCCGGUUGGUUACAAGAUCUCCGCUUUUAAGACCCUAGUAAGAAGAGCUUUUACCCAUUGUUCAAGCGAGGAAGAUAGAAAAAUGGAAUUGGAAUCUAUUUCGAAUGUGACUAGGCUACAUGGUUACCCUACGCGCCUAACUAAAACACUUAUAGCACGCCACCAACAACCUAGGAGUACAACACUUCGGAAUAACCAACCCUUCGUUCCUAUUACUUACAACAAGAUCCUUCAUAGCACCUACAAACAAAUCGCUCGGUAUGCUGGUAAAAAUAUCGCUUACAGAAGAUCGCAGACCAUUUUCUCCUGUUUACGAAACGAUAAGGACCGUCUUGAUAGGAACUGUGUUCUGGGAAUAUAUUCUAUCCCUAUUUACGAUCAUAGGGUGAAUCGUCCUGGCGAAUAUAUUGGUGCUACCACAUGCUGCCUUAAAACAAGGGUCAAGGAACACAAGUACUCAAUUCAAAAACGCCUUUCCAAUACAGCUUUGGCCACUUUCGCGCUUGAUGAUGACGUCAUGGUGGAAUUUGAUAAUGCACGUUUAAUACAACGGUGUGAACACCAGGCUAGCCUGAAAUAUCUAGAACAGCUGGAAAUUUUUAAAGCAUUCAGAAAGGGAACAGCCAUCAAUUUCAAGGAAACAGACUCUUUGGCGACGGCGUGGAUAGUGUAUUAUGACGUAUAA
This is a messenger RNA of Centruroides sculpturatus (bark scorpion), 1014 nucleotides long. RefSeq lists its product as uncharacterized. The transcript has a single exon. NCBI's taxonomy places the organism in Eukaryota, Metazoa, Arthropoda, Arachnida, Scorpiones, Buthidae. The record is from RefSeq and is a predicted model, not a curated record. Bases 1 to 1014 code for a protein of 337 amino acids.